This is a messenger RNA of Paraphaeosphaeria sporulosa, 904 nucleotides long. RefSeq names its product glycoside hydrolase. The transcript has 4 exons. NCBI's taxonomy places the organism in Eukaryota, Fungi, Ascomycota, Dothideomycetes, Pleosporales, Didymosphaeriaceae. The coding region runs from base 1 to 759 and encodes 252 amino acids. The record is from RefSeq and is a predicted model, not a curated record.
AUGUAUACGAUCGCUCUGCUUACCGCUGUCGCGGCUUUCUUCGAGGCUGCUUCCGCGCACGGAUUCGUUACAAGCGUUACUGAUAAUGGUGUCGUGACCAAGGGUUCUGAUCCUGUCUGGUGGUACUAUGUCCAGAAUGGCCAGGCACGCCCCGUUACCGCUGGUUGGGAUGCUCUCAACCAGGAUAACGGUUUCGUUUCGCCAGAUGCCUUCACCACCGCCGACAUCAACUGCCAUAAGAGCGCUCUAGCGGGUCAGGCUUACGUCAAUGUCAACGCAGGGGACACCAUCAACUUUGUCUGGAACACCUGGCCCGACAGCCACAAGGGUCCAAUCAUCAACUACAUCGCCCCAUGCAACGGCGAAUGCACUUCUCUCAGUCCCUCAUCCCUUAAGUGGUCCAAGAUAUCCCAGGCUGGCCUUAUCACGCCCGGCGGCUCCGGUACCUGGGCUACGGACAACCUCAUCAAGAAUAGCUUCACCGCGUCGACAGUUGUACCCAAGAACCUCAAGGCUGGUAACUACGUCAUUCGCCACGAAAUCAUUGCGCUCCAUGGUGCGAGUAGCGACAAUGGCGCCCAGAUCUACCCGCAGUGCCUGAACCUUAAGGUCUCGGGAAGCGGUAGUGUUGCGCCUACCAGUGGUGUGGCUGGAACUUCACUGUACAAGAGGACCGACCCGGGAAUCUUGUUCAACUUGUACACCAGCCCCACUUCGUACACGAUUCCAGGCCCGGCGUUGUGGACUGCUGCAAACUAGAGGAAUUUUGGCUCCUUAGAUAGAUGGUCAACGACUAGGAUACUGAUCAAAGAGCGGGUCCUGUUGGAAGGCUACUUGGAGAGUGAUGAUCAUACCAUCUAGCUAGAUAAGAGACAAAUAAAUCCACAUGGAACGAUUACAUCCG